UAGCUGCUUUUAUUUUGAAGGGCUACUGGUGAACAUCCGCCGUGUGCGCGGUGCCGCGGUGCGCGUUGACGCAGCGGGUGGCGGCUGGUGCGUCAGGAGGAGACGGAGAUGCCAUAACAGCAGCAGCGGCAGCGUCAGCCUCCCUGUCCGCUAUCUACGGUUCUCCGCUCCGCAGGCCCCGGGACGGAGCUCAUGCUUUGUCCGCCUCGUAGCGCGUCAGUCCGGGUUUCGAUCGGCGGAGAGAAGCGGAGGAGCAGCAGCAUCUGGAGGUAAGAGGAUGCUCUGGGGUUUCCCAGCAGGCCAGUGAAGAUGAGUGUGACGUCCUGGUUCCUGGUUAGCAGCUCCGGCACUCGGCACCGUCUCCCCAAAGAGAUGAUCUUUGUGGGCCGAGAGGACUGUGAGCUGAUGCUGCAGUCUCGCAGCGUCGACAAACAACAUGCUGUCAUCAAUUACAACCCGACAACAGACGAACACCUGGUGAAAGAUCUGGGCAGCCUGAACGGGACAUUUGUAAACGACCUGAGGAUUCCCGAUCAGACCUACAUAACCCUCAAACUGUCUGACAUCAUCCGCUUCGGAUACGAUUCUCAUGUUUACGUUCUGGAGAAAAGUCAGCACAAAGUCCCCGAGGAGGCUCUGAAGCAUGAGAAAUACACCAGUCAGCUGCAGAUGAGUCUGAAGGCGACGGAGAGCAAACGAAAUGAAGCUGAGGAAAGAAACCGAACGGAGAAAACGCAGAGCACAAAAACUCAAGAGGUCCCAGCGUGUCGUCCCACUCCUCUGUAUGGUCAGCCAUCCUGGUGGGGAGAGGAGGAUUAUGGGAAUAAAGUCCAGACCAGUGAUGAGUCUCAUUCAGAUGUGCACAAAGAUGGUCCGACCGUGGAAACAGACUUUCCCGGGUCUCUGUCGGAUCAAAAUUCUGUGUUCCCUUCAUACCACCGUGAGCCAAGCUAUUUUGAGAUCCCCACCAAAGACUUCCACCAGCCCAAAACCACAGGGGCGGAGCUUCACGAGAUCCCCACCAAGGACACAGACCCACCCCCUGGCCCAGCCCCAGCCUCCCCACUAACCCCCACUCCCCCUGUGGUCCAGAGCCACGCCUCCUUCACUAUUGAGUUUGACGACUGCACACCUGGCAAGAUCAAAAUCAAAGAUCAUGUGACCAAGUUCUCCACACGACAGAGGAAGCAGCAGACUCCGCCCACCAAGGCCACACCCACUGCACCAGCUGAGUUAUUGUCAGCAGAGAGCAAGGUGGCUGAUUGGCUGGUACACAGUGAUGUCAGUAUGAUGAGACGGCGUCCGACAUGUGAAGAUGUUUACAGCACAAAGAGUGACCUCGCCAUGAACAUCAAGACACUCAAAGGUCACCAUCAUGACGAUGGGACCCAGAGUGACUCCGAGGACCCAGUUCUCAAGGGGAGGCGGAGCAAAUCCCACCAUUCUGUCCAGUCUGAGAUGUCUGAUGUGUCUCAGCAGACGGUCCAGUCAGGACACUGCCUACCACCCAGUACUGUACUGCAGUACUCUCCACCCAAAGCAGGUCACACCUCCCCCGUUGCCCCCGAGCAGCCCCUGUCCCAGAGCCCUCCUCAGCCUCAGUCUCCUCCUGCAGAGGCCCCGAAGCAGGGGCCCCCAGAGCACCUCACCCAGCAGGCCUUCAUCAUCGAGUUCUUUGAUGACAACCCCCGAAAGAAGCGAUCACAGUCCUUCACGCACAACCCUGCCCACGCAGACUCCUACUCCGCCCUCAAGGCCAAGCUGGAGCGAAGAAAAGGGGGUGAGCGGCCGGCAUCAGUGCACGGCCACAUCCCUCCCACCCAGCAGGUGACUGUUCCUCUAAAGGGCCAGGGCCAUGCUGGCCCCCAAAGGUCCAGUUCUCUGAAGAGGGAGAAGACGGAGGGGGAGGCGGCCUCAUCAGGCUCCUCCUCCCGAUCCUCCUCAGGCAUCAUCAUCCGACCGUUUGGCAGCGUUGGGAAGAAGUCAAAGCUGGCUCAGGAGUUUGCAGCUGAGUUCCUAAAGGACUCUGGUCCUCAUGACUCCUCCCCAACCCGGGACAAGACAUCACCCCCUCCCAUGUCUGCACCACCGGUUAUGGUGUCACCUCCUCAUGUUAGAAUCCCAUCCCCUCAAGAACCCCCAGCCCCUUCCUCAGUGUCCUACCCCUCUUCCCCCUUACAACCUCCUGCCAUCAAGUCCUCCACACCUGCAUCAUCGGGUCCCAGUGCCACCAGUCAGACCACAGACCCCAUCCACACCUCUGCACCCCCAGUGUCCACCAUGAUGCCCCUGGGUGUCCGUGGAGGAGACCCCAGAGGCCCCCAGAGGACGGUGAGGAACGAGGAGGAUGACAGCCUGAGCGAUGCUGGGACCUACACCAUCGAGACGGAAGCCCAGGACAAAGAGGUGGAGGAGGCUCGCAACAUGAUUGAUCAGGUGUUUGGUGUCCUGGACUCUCCAGAGUACAGUGGUGUGAACACAGGAGUGUAUAGGCCUGUAAUCAAUGAAGGACAGGAUGAGCAGGAUAACCUGCCUAGUGACGGUAGCGCUCUGGACCCGUUGCAUGGCUUUAUCCCAGCUGCUCUCAGCGGCCCCCCUUCUGGCCCCCCCUCAGGGCCCAUACAGGUUCCCUCUGCUCUGGAAGGACCUAAGUGGGUUUCCCGUUGGGCCAGUCUAGCAGACAGCUACGCUGAACCUGGUUCCACUCCACCUCAAGGGGAAUGUUUAGAAGAUUUACGCUUCAUGAGUCGGUCGAUGGGAAGUUACAGCUACGAUAACUCGGAGUCUGAGUCCAGCCACAGCUCCAGGACCAGAAGGCUUCUCCCUCAGGUGCCUCCUGAAAAGCUGGAUGGCACCACUCCAAGUAUCCUGAUCCGUCAUGAAUCUUACCAAAGGCAAGAACCACUGGACAGAACCCCAGGUCCUCCCCAAACACAAGACUCAACCCAGCACCUGUCUGUCCAGGAUGACGUAGACCCUGACAGCCUGAGCGAUGCCAGCCGUUCAGAUGAUGCCCCAGUUCAGGAGAGAUCUAAGAAGAGUCAGACCCGGGGUGGUGCAGUGUCUCCAGGAGGUGUUGUUUCUCACAUUAAGAGUCAGGAGAAAGUGUCUCCCUCCACAAAAUCCACCUCUUUCUACAUUGGGUCAGACAGUCCAGGCAAAUCUGACCAGGCCCGGAGCCCAGUGCAGUCUGACAGGACACGAGAGCCCCCAGCAAAAACCCCUCCGACCACAGUCCUGAUCCGACACCUGAGCAGCCAUGAGCCCAGGAGGAUGGGAGUCAAACCAAACAGCUCGGCACCAAACCUUCAAACACAGGACAAGGACUCUGUGCCCAGUAAAGACAGCUGUGCAUCAUCGUUUGUCCGACAGGAGAGUUUCACCAAAGAUCGACCUAGUGACACUGUCCAGAUGAAGAAGCUUCCCCACAUCUCCAGCCACCCUUCCAUUCGAGACAUGGAGCAAAGACGGGAGAGCAUCCCAGACUCGCAGAGCUUCCUUCAGGAGACUCUCUCUUCUCUGGAAACCAAGCUGCCCUCUUCGGGCUCUGGUCGUAGCUCAAAGAAAGGGGGCUCCUCCAGCCACAUGGAUGACUCCCUGUCUGGAGAGUCAGAUGUGGACACAGCAAGCACAGUGAGCCAGGUCAGCAGCAAAAAUGCUCCAGUCAGCUCUGCUUCUAAAAAGCGUCCGACUAUCAGCAGCCUCCAAAAGGAGAAAUCCUCGUCCAGUCCAUCCAUCCAAGAGAAGGGACGCCAGCUGUCUGCCCGAGAACGCCUGUCUGAAAAACGGCGAAACCAGGCAGCCACAGAUUCAACCAGCAAAGCAGAAGCAGCAAAGCGCUUCCAGAUGCGCCGCAGUGCAGGAAACCGCGGCUCUCUGGAUCUGUCUGAAGGCCAGCAGGGUUCUGGUCCACACUGGGCCGAAACUACAUCCUCUGACCAUGAAAUCUCCCGUCCGUCCAGUCGGAGCAAGAAGAUCAUUGCCCCCCUUCAGAAAGAGGACAAUGGAAAGACGCCCAAGACAGCGACUCAGCAGGUCCUGACCCGUUCAAACAGCCUAUCAGCUCCACGACCCACACGGGCCUCCAUGCUGCGCCGGGCUCGCUUGGGUGAGGCCUCAGACAAUGAAGGUGCUGAGACCGACCGGGGUUCCCAGAACUCUGACCACAUCACAGCUCCGUCCAAAGGCUCGGCCGAGGGGAAGAAGCUGUCCCGGCUGGACAUCCUGGCCAUGCCUCGGAAAAGGACGGGCUCAUUCACAACCCCCAGUGACAACGAGACCUCCUCCACCACUCGGUCUGGUUUGUCCAACCGAAACUCAGAGUCUACCACCACUGCAAGGAAGACUUCGGUAGGAGAUGCUCGACAGGCAGCCAGCAGAGGAGGAGCUCCACCGAAGCAGACCUUGACUCGAACCCGGUCCAGCGGAGCCAAAUACCCCAGCACUGGUUCACGUCGGAGGCAGAAGGGUUCGGACUUCUCCUCCUCCUCUGAGGAAGAAUUUGAGUCAGCCACCGGCACCCCUAAAGCCAAGCGCUCGUCCCAUCCCUCCACCUCGUCCCAGACUCCCCGUGGACACAGGACGGCCCCCACCCGCUCCAAGUCUGUCUCACUGGAAACCGAGGAGGACGAGGACCAGAAUGAUGUGGACCCCUACCAGAACUGGUCCACGCACAGCGCCGAGAUUGCUAAACUCAGUCAGGAUCUGGCCAAAGACCUGGCCAUCCUUGCAAAGGAGAUCCACGACGUAGCCGGGGACGGAGACUCGCCGAGCUCCGGUAUGGGCACCACCACAUCGCCUGGAUCACUUCCCAACACACCGGCCUCCACCAUCUCCGCCCGGGAGGAGACGCCAUCUUUUCCAUAUUUACUGGGGGUUCGACCAUCUCAGCUGGUCCAGCAUAUCCCUGAGGCCAGUUUAAACUACCAGAAGGUUCCUCCAGGUUCUGCUACCUUCUCGGACCUGGACGCAAACAUGAAUGAGCCCGAGCCCGGUUCUAAGCAGCGCCGUCCGUGGAACCGCGAAGAGGUGAUUCUGGACAACCUGAUGCUGAAUCCAGUGUCUCAGCUGUCUCAGGCCAUCCGGGAGAACACAGAGCAGCUGGCUGAAAAGAUGAAGGUUUUGUUCCAGAACAAGGCGGAGGUUUGGGAGGAGAUCGAGGCAAAAAUCAACGCUGAGAAUGAAGUCCCCAUCCUGAAAACCUCCAACAAGGAAAUUACCUCCAUCCUUAAAGAGCUGAGGAGAGUCCAGAGGCAGCUCGAAGUUAUAAACACCAUUGUAGAGCCCGGUGGGAGUCUACAGACGGCCGCUGCAGGGAUGUCGUCUCUCAGCCAGACUCGAGUUUCCUCCAAAGACAAAAAACCUGCCUCCAAAUCCCGUGGAACCCCUUCAACCUCCAACGCCAAUGAAAGCACCAAGAGACCACCUCGUGGACCCGACGGGGGCCACUACAUGGCCUGAGCGGCUAACGUAGCACCUGUGGACCGAACCUGAGCAUCCACGUCCACUGCAGCCUCACCGGCAGACCUGAUGAUGAUGAAGUCCCGGAAAACAAAGAAACAGGCUCGGUUUGUUUCCACCAGGUCUGUAGUCAGUCUUUCAGGUCUGGACCAGUUCUGGAUCAGUUUUUGGUUUGGUUCAGUCCUACUUUUCUUAUUCUUUAUCAGUUCUCUUACUGUUUUCCAAUCAGUUUCUCUUUGUAGAAUGUUUUUCAUCGUGUUUCUUCUGCCUUUGGAAGUUUGGGCCUCAUCCAUCGUGACUCCAUAGACUUCGAUCUUAAUAAAAGCCUGAACAGACGUUUAAGUGUUUGUGAAGAGAUGAUCAACAUGUUUCCACCAUUCACAUUGAUGUGAAAUGGACUUGAUGCUGCUUUAUUCCGGUGCCUCAGAGGCCUGAACAAAAAUUAAAACUAUGUAAAUUUGUUUCAGGUUUUUAAAAUAGAAUCUAUUCCUGUCACAUGAUCAGAGAAACAACAACUAGUCAGUCAUAAUGUGUAGAGUUAUAUGAACAAGAUAAUGAUAAUGUAGCAGAUGCAGUGUCAUAGACACUCAGAAAUAAAAACUCAUUAUAAAACAUGACAAAAAAACCCCUCUGCAUUGAAUUUAAUGACUUUAAUGUUACAUAACUGUUAAUAUAUGAUAUACCACAAAUUUUCCAUCGUCACAGAAAAAUGUACAAACAUCUAAAUAUGUAAAUAAGUGUAAAGUUCAACUGGUUCAUAUAUGAUGUUUCCUUCACUUCAGAUUUUUGUUGAACAGUGAAUGAUUUUUGUUCAUUUUCUUUCCGUUGAAUAAGACUCAAGACUUAAUUCAACAAAGAAAGAGAUGCAACAAAAUGAAAUCGAUGUAUAAAAAAACUAGAAGAAAACAAACACAGCACAAAAACAUAAAAACUGAGAACAUGAACACAAUAAACCCUAAGGACUAAAGAUAAGUGUAUAGUUUGACAAUAAACCUCACCUUUGGCUGUAAUCCAGACUAGUCCAGACCUGAACCUGAACAGAUCCUCCAAACCAAACAUUAAACCAAACCUCCCAGACCAGAGUUCAGGAUCUGGUGGUGUUUGGUUUGCGUGAUGGUUACUGGAUGCUCAUGUGGCUUUGGCCAACGUGGCAUUUGUCUGCAGGAGGUCUGGAUGCUCAGAAACGUCCAGACUGAAGCCGUCAUCCAGUCAUUUACCGUGAAGACCUGACAUGUAGAACUGCUUCCACAUCGCACAAGCUGAACUGAACGUAAGCUACAAACCCUUUGCUGAUGAUGUUGUAUCGACAAACUGUGCUUUGAUAAUCUAUUGUUGCAUUUAAAGGGAUGAUAGAUUGUGUUUUUUUUAUUUCUGAGGAGAAGCUUCACUUGUAAAUGUUAAAAUAUGUAACGUUUUACUUGACUGAAUGUGUCAGAGAUGUUAGACUUUUCUUUGUCGCUGUGAAACUGCUUCAGAUCUGCUGUCGCUGAAUGUCGCUGAAUGUCAGAGAAUCUUUUAUUUGCUAACCACAGAUCAGCUCCAUGUUAAAGGAAAUGUAAAGUCCUGAUGGUCCUUAAACGCAUCGCCUUUCUGAAUUAUAACGAAUGACACUCGACGAUCUGGCGUCUCUUGAAGAAGCCGGAGCUGUGAACAGAAGCUGUACCACGUUCGCUUUCAGACUGUUUCAGACUGUUGUGUUCAUGUCUCAACUUUUCUCCUGCUGAAUGAUGACAUGCAGAACAUUCAGAGGAAACCAGAGGACGCUGCAUUCAUGAGUACUGUCAAUAAAACACUACUGCUGUGUAACAACACUUUAAACAGAUAAAAACAAAGCUGCAGAGUCUGAUACAAGUAGUUCAAUAGUAAGUCUUUAUGACACUGUAUUUAGUCCCUCUUCAAGUUGGAGAAUUGGACUUAAUGGAGGUAAAAGUUCAUUUUUUCCAAUCUCAGCCUUAUUUGUUGUUAAGACCUCAUUAUUUUUGUUUCAUUACUGAUGUCAUUUCUUGUUUUUUUUGGUUUUUUUUGUUUUUUUUUUGACUGUAUCUACUUAUCACAUAGAGCCCAAAUCCAAAUGCCCUCUGUGUCUGUGAGGAUAAUUAAAACUCAUGAAAGAUCCAAAGUGGUAAAACUUGGAUGUGGUAAAAUGGAUCAGCAGAGCCCUGUAGAAAUGUGUAGACUUAGACGUACCAAAUUUCGUCUACUUGUUUAACAGGUCUAGACGCUUUUUUGGAGCUAAACCCUAAACCCAACAGGAAGUACACCAUUUUGGUUUGAAUAUGCAACAUAUGUCUUGUUUUUGCCAUUUUCAACCAAUGCACCAUGAAAGCAUGAAGUAAUAUUAAGGUUCGCUCACCUUCCAAAAUGAGGCCAGGUCUGAAGAUGUCUACAAGGUCACAAUGAAUGUUGUAGGUCUCCCCACCCCACCACCUCAACAUUUGCAAAGAUACAAGGGUCUUAUCCAAAUUGGACCAAAUGUUCAACUAUUCUAAUACUCGUUUGGAGGAUAGACAAUAGGCUUCCAAUUUUAACACUGAAUAUUCCACUUUCCACUCUGAGAUUCUUGCUGUGUGGAAUUGUGUCUAUGUUUAAUUCAUUUCACCUUUGAAAUGAAUUCAUUUUUGUUAAAGUAAAAUACCUGCAUGAGGCUUCACAUUAAUGUACCACAUACAAAAGUAGAUCUGCAGAAACUCGCUUUUAUUUGCAAAGAGUAAAUGCACGUAGAAGAAAUGGAAACACCGAAAUAAAUUGUGAUGUAGCAAACAUUUAAUUGCAGCUGACUGAUCAGCUGUUUGCUGCAUCUUCCCAGAUUUUCCAAAUUCCAAGACCAUAUUAUUCCUCUGUCUUAUGUGUGAAAAAAGGAAACACCAUCUCUGCCUCUUCUACUGUUUAUUAGGUCUAUGUCUAAUGUAGCCUACAGUGCCACCUAUUGGACACAGUGCAGCCUAGAUUAUUGUGUCAUUUUAUAGAAAUGCACAUGAUUGGUGUGUUCAUUUUUGCAACUUUUCAAGUGUGCUUCAUAUUGUCUGGACAUUUUCGGGAAAUACAGUUACUUCAUUAAAAACAGAUCUGAGUUACAUUUGAGCAAAAACAGCCUUAUUCUCAGUGUUUCUCAUCCACAGAUGAUAUUAAUAUUGUGGAGUUUAGUUUUACUACUGAGUUUCUGAAAGAAUAUGGGUCUGUAUUUUCAGCAGAUUCAAAUUAUCCAUUAAACAUUCAGUUUAGAAUUCUGUCACUUGUAUCUAAAGCAUCGCCCAAUCCUCCCUCCACCAUUGUUUGUCUGAAAUAUUACACAUCAGUCAGAGCAGCUGUUUCUAUAUUAAAUAAUCAAGUUGCAUAAUAAUCUGAUUAAUAGUUUUAAACCUUUAAAUCUCCUGUAGAAACCUCUUCUAUAUAACACUGCUUUAAUUUGUCAUUUCAGUGUAAAACAUCAAGUAUUUAUUUUAUUAUGGAGAGUAAUGCCUGUCAGACAAAGAGCGGGGUUUAAUUCACCUUACAGCCCUUAUGUAAACUGGAACAGAUUUACGUCCAUGUAAGUCUGAAUCAUGUGACAGUUUGAGGCUCUUAUUUUCAAAGGUGCAUGUUUUCUGUGUGACUACAGGUGAAUCAGAGGCGAAGUCACAUCUGUCAUUCAGACCUAUUUCUUACUGGGUGUUUUUCUGCAGCUGUCAGAAUGUACUGAGUUUCCUUUCAUGCAGUGCAUGUCAAAGCAGAGAAGCUGUAAAACAUGUAUGUUUCACCUUUUUAAUACAUCUGAACAUGUGACCUCCUGCAACCAAUCAACUGACAGGACUCUGCAGCUGUAAACCCUCCUCAGUUUAUUCAUUUACUGAUAUUUGAUUUGCAGAUAUUUGGACUCAUGUUCAUUACAGGAUUUCUUUGUGUCAUUUGUAAUAAACUGACUUCCAUGCA
This is a messenger RNA of Sphaeramia orbicularis (orbiculate cardinalfish), 9369 nucleotides long. RefSeq names its product centrosomal protein 170Bb (gene cep170bb). NCBI's taxonomy places the organism in Eukaryota, Metazoa, Chordata, Actinopteri, Kurtiformes, Apogonidae. The coding region runs from base 310 to 5460 and encodes 1716 amino acids. Gene Ontology annotation, molecular function: protein binding. The record is from RefSeq and is a predicted model, not a curated record. The transcript is spliced from 21 exons.